UAGCAAGUCAUUUCGGCCGAAGACCUGCUUGUAUUUGAAGGGUCUCCUCUCGUCGCACGACUUCCCAUCUCCCUGUUUAUCGCACAUCAUGUCCAAAAAGAUCUUCCGCGUUGUCGUUCUCCCCGGUGAUGGCAUUGGCCCCGAAGUCGUUUCGCAAGCUCUGAAAGUACUCGAGGUCGUUGCAGAGGCUGUCGCGGAUGUUGAACUCCAAUUGGAGACACAUGACUUUGGUGGAGGUGCCAUUGACAAGCAUGGCGUACCUCUCCCUGACUCUACACUCGCGGCAUGUCAGAAUGCAGACGCUAUCCUCAUGGGCGCGAUCGGUGGCCCCAAGUGGGGUGUCAACAGCAAAGUGCGACCCGAAUCAGGCCUGCUCGCCCUCCGAAAGGCCUUAGGCCUCUACGCCAACAUCCGUCCUGCAAACUUCGCUUCCGACAGCCUCGUCGAAAACUCCCCUCUUAAGCCGACCGUCGCCCAAGGCGUCGACAUCAUCGUCGUCCGUGAACUCAUAGGAGGUGUCUAUUUCGGUACUAGGAAAGAAUUGGGAACAGCUCCUGAAGAGGACACAGCAUGGGAUACCAUGAUUUACAGUGUUCCUGAAGUCCAGAGAAUUACAAGGGUUGCGGCUCAGAUUGCGUUGGCUGCGAACCCCCCUCUGGCGAUUCAUUCAAUUGACAAGGCGAACGUACUUGCAAGCUCGAGAUUAUGGAGGAAAGUCGUAACGGAGACUUUGCAAGCUGAAUACCCUCAGCUCAGCCUUGACCACCAUCUCGUUGACUCGGCGUCCAUGCUCAUCGUCUCCAACCCCAAAAAAUUGAAUGGUGUUGUGUUGACCGAGAACCUUUUUGGUGACAUUCUCUCAGACGAGUCAAGUGUCAUUCCAGGAUCUCUAGGUCUCCUCCCCUCGGCCUCUUUAGCAGGCGCACCCUCAGUGGCGGACUACAACUCUCAGUCCUUCAAACCUACACCAGGCCUCUACGAGCCCAUCCACGGUUCAGCACCCGACAUUGCCGGCAAAGGCAUCGCCAACCCGAUAGGCACAAUUCUCAGUGCAGCUAUGCUCCUGAGGUACUCUCUGGGACUCGACAAGCCUGCCACAGCGAUUGAGACUGCUGUCAGAACGGUGCUCGACGAGCCUGCGAAAGGUGGUCUGGGGCUUAGGACAGCAGAUCUUGGAGGAAAGGUGAAGACCGCGGAGAUUGGUGAGAAGAUCAUCGAGACGUUGAAGAAGUUGCUGUAAAAAAUGACGCUGGUGCAUUGAAAUCAACUUGCUUGUGCUUUAGCGUUUGCAUAUAAAUUGCCUCCAUUCUCUCAUGCUUGUGGAUACCCAUGUGAAUGAGCAUGAAAGAGGAUACCGAUUCUCACUGUAUCCAUCACACCGAUAAAGCAAGACGUCAUGUGAAAGUAUAAGAAUAUGUCCAUAGCCCUGUGAUACGCACGCAUAUCGCCUUCUCUCCAUUCUUCCUCCAAUGUUAGUACUGGGAGUGUUGGUGGUUAUAGCCACAGUAGCCACGACUGUGGUAUCGCAAUUACAUCCCAGCGAGCCGGCAAAAUAUCACCAAUUACCCACUCUUCGAGAACAAGCGGUCAUCUUAGACGGUUGGCGAGACGAAAGGGUAGCUCGCAUCCCGCAGCUGUUGAAGAAAUAUGAUAUUGAUGUCUGGCUC
Messenger RNA from Somion occarium, 1667 nucleotides. The record is from the annotation of a GenBank genome assembly. NCBI's taxonomy places the organism in Eukaryota, Fungi, Basidiomycota, Agaricomycetes, Polyporales, Cerrenaceae.